AUGCAGAUCUUCGUCAAGACCCUUACGGGCAAGACCAUCACUCUUGAGGUCGAGUCCUCUGACACUAUCGACAAUGUUAAGGCCAAGAUCCAAGACAAGGAGGGAAUUCCUCCCGAUCAACAACGUUUGAUCUUCGCUGGAAAGCAACUUGAGGACGGACGUACUCUUUCAGAUUACAACAUCCAAAAGGAAUCUACCCUCCACUUGGUCCUCCGUCUCCGUGGUGGUAUCAUCGAGCCAUCUCUCAAGGCCCUUGCCUCCAAGUUCAACUGCGAAAAGAUGAUCUGCAGAAAGUGCUACGCCCGUCUCCCUCCCCGUGCUACCAACUGCAGAAAGAAGAAGUGCGGACACACCAACCAACUCCGCCCAAAGAAGAAGCUCAAGUAA
Messenger RNA from Sclerotinia sclerotiorum 1980 UF-70, 387 nucleotides. RefSeq names its product ubiquitin-60S ribosomal protein L40 fusion protein. The record is from RefSeq and is a predicted model, not a curated record. Lineage: Eukaryota; Fungi; Ascomycota; Leotiomycetes; Helotiales; Sclerotiniaceae. Gene Ontology annotation, cellular component: nucleus; ribosome; cytoplasm. Bases 1 to 387 code for a protein of 128 amino acids. Gene Ontology annotation, molecular function: ubiquitin protein ligase binding; protein tag activity; structural constituent of ribosome. Gene Ontology annotation, biological process: protein ubiquitination; translation; modification-dependent protein catabolic process. The transcript is spliced from 5 exons.